This is a messenger RNA of Verruconis gallopava, 1380 nucleotides long. RefSeq lists its product as uncharacterized. NCBI's taxonomy places the organism in Eukaryota, Fungi, Ascomycota, Dothideomycetes, Venturiales, Sympoventuriaceae. The record is from RefSeq and is a predicted model, not a curated record. The transcript is spliced from 2 exons. Bases 97 to 1056 code for a protein of 319 amino acids.
CUAGAAUGACUUAAAGCCCGGUGCGAAUCCCUGAAAGACUGAAGCAAUAUAACUAUCCGGCAAAGAUAACUCAACACGACUUAUCCAAGAAGUGAGAUGGCGAAUUCGGAUGAUCUUGCAAUAUGUGUGGCCUGUGGCACUCAAUACGACGCUCCCUUUACGGAUCCGCCAAAAAGUUGCAAGAUAUGCGACGAUCCAAGACAAUAUGUUCCACCCACAGGACAGCAGUGGUCAUGUCUGAGCAAGCUUAAGGCAGACAAUUUCAAGAACACAUGGACACAAGACGCGGUCGACCCGCGAGUCUGGUUCAUCCAGAGUGUGCCGGAUUCGCUUCCAGCGCACCUUGCUGGCGUUAAUCUGGGAUUAACAAGUGGGAUGAAAGUACCGAAGAUUGGCAUUGGCCAGCGAGCCAUACUGCUACAAACCGAGCACGGAAACGUGCUUUGGGAUCUGGUCCCGUUCAUUAACGACAAGUUCGUCGAAGAGGUCAAGCAGAAAGGUGGGAUCAAGGCGAUAGUGAUCAGUCAUCCUCACUUCUAUAACACGCACCUCGACUGGGCGGCAGCAUUUGACUGCCCAGUGUACCUCGCAUUCGAGGAUAAGGAAUGGCUUUGUCGGUUGGAUGACGACGAGAAAAAGCCGAGACGAAGAUUCAUCACCACGCCGACACUUGAAAUUGUGCCCGGUGUGACGGCGAUUAAAGCAGGAGGUCACUUUCCGGGAUCGCUUCUCCUGCACUGGGACAAGAAGUUGUUCAUCGCAGACACCAUCAUGACGGUGCCAUCCGGCCUGUACUUCCAGGAAACGCGGCAGCCGAAAACAAACGUGUACUCUUUCAUGUGGAGCUACCCUAACAUGAUCCCGCUCAGGCCGAGCGAUGUGACGAGGAUCUGGAAGGCCGUCGCACCGUUCCAGUUCGAAACGACGCAUGGUGGCUUUCCGGGACAAGAUGUAAGGCGUGCGGAUCUGAAGACACAGUUGCUCGAAAGCAUGAAGAAUUGGGUAGAGAGUGUGGGGGCAACGAACGAGGAGAUUUUUACAUUUACAUGGCCUUGAAGCACGGCGAAUGUUGCUGGAUUUACCAACAGAACAUCUUCAUAUCUGAGCGCCAGCAUUUCAUCCUCAUACUUGUGGAGUUCGAAAUCUUCCUUGUAGUCUUACAUGACCUUCAUUUUUCACAACCAUUCCUACUCAAGCAUUGACUCCCGGUUGUAUCAUAUUGUCGGCACUAGUUGGCGCAUGUUCCCGAGUAUAUCGCAUUCGAUGAGUUCACAUGUUAUGUAGCAGAUCCAGGCCUCGAAUUGCCACCGUAUAAGGUUGCUGCUCACUUGCUAGCAAGAAUGUCGGAUAUCCGCAGGGCCAUAUCCAGCAUCAUCAAAU